Molecule: messenger RNA, 1836 nt
Organism: Lachancea lanzarotensis
Lineage: Eukaryota; Fungi; Ascomycota; Saccharomycetes; Saccharomycetales; Saccharomycetaceae
Gene: PRM2
Product: LALA0S08e03422g1_1
Exons: 1
Coding region: 1-1836 (611 amino acids)
Source: RefSeq, a predicted model, not a curated record
AUGCGGGCAAAUCUUGACCCUUUCCCCGCUUUGAGGUAUAGACUUCUCAAUUGCAUAUUCAGUCCGUACGUUUUACUGCCUCACGCGACCUUCUUCAUCACUCUCUGGCUAAUGGUCGCUUUUCAGAAAGAUAAAGACACUCUUUCUGAAGCUCCGACUACUUUUACGACAACUGCAACUGUCACUGCCGCCCCUAGAACACAGAAGGUAACGCUUACUGCAAAUUUUACAGCCAGCACUACAAGUAGUUACUCACCUACUUCAAGCAGCCUGGAACCGAAAAUCGAUGAUUUCCUUGCUGCGAAGGCUAAUGAUGCCGCCCAGGUGCUUAACGGGGUUCUUCAAGGAUACGUCACAAAUAUCAAUUCGAAGGUUGCAAACUGGAACACCUCAAUCAAAACACAGCUCUCAAUAUGGGAGCAGCACUUUACUUCCUUGCAGCAGUACAACCAAAGCAUUUUUUCAAAUUUAGAAAGCCAAUCUCGGGUGCUUGACUCUACUGUUCAAUACCUCACCUCCAAUGGGUUAUUGGUGACAGCAGGAAAUUCCCCUAGCAAUCUUGAAGGGCUCGAACUCAAUGUCAGCUUCCUCGAAAACAUUUUCAGCAAUGUCUCCGCCAACUUGGGUGAGCUUAGAAGCGGAGUUUCAUUCUACCCAAAAUAUGUAACCUUGAUGUCGAUUACAUCCAGUGAAACUGAAGCUUGGCUUUCCAACAGUACCGAAGUGCAAAGCUCUCUUCAGUCAUUGAAAGAUAGCCUCCAGUCGGCCAGCAACACGACGGGCUCAAAAUCGGUUGUAAAACGAUCGGAAAGCAUAAUUUUGAUAAAAAGGAAUCGUCGACAAAAAGGAGUCAUGUUGAGUGCACUAUUUUCUACAACCUACAUUGUCUGUACGAUUUUGGUGAUGUGUUUGGAAUACUUGAUUUUUCGGAUUGAAAUGUCCCGUAUUCGUUGGACAUCAGAACAUCUGGUAGUUCAAAGUUGGGAAAAGAUAAAUUUUGAUAACACAAUAUACCGUCUGCAGGCUCAAGGUGACAUUCAGAAUACCCUGACACCGUAUGCUUAUUUUGCCAAAUAUCCCAUGGCGUGUACCAGCAACGAGAUCAUGAUAAACGCCAUUGAACGAACCAUAUCGCCUUCUUCGCGAAAACGCCCCAGAGUCCAAAAUACGAUCUUUUUCCUUCAUUGGUGGCUAGCUUCGCAUGGUGUGGCAAUAUGGCUUUUUCUGGUCACCUUUCUAGUCGAGGGCCGGAUUAUUGGCCAUUUUCUGGUAACAUCAUCCGAAGUCGACUCUGGGCCAAUUGAAAAGAGAAGCAAUACGUUUCUUAGAGCGGAAACUGCCAAUAAUAGCCAAAUAUCGUCACUAUGCACUGCUUUUGAAACUGUCGUCAAUACCGAGCUUUAUACUGCUGCAAAUAACCGGCUUUGGGGUGUUCAAAACAACACUGUUGCAACUGUCUAUGACAAAAUGCUGCAACAAUUGCAGCAAACAGGAUCCGAGUCUCCAUUUCUAGAAAUUGCGUUCGACACCACACUAGGCCGUUCUGAGUUCCAGUUUGCCAAUUUUUCCAGUUUCCUAGCCUCUGGACUUUCGAACUCAUUUCCUAAAACCGCUGACACUGAUCUUCUUCGACUCAGCAGACGAGACUUACCUUCAAACAAAAGCUCCGGACCUACAAAAUACCGGAAACUACAUGCUAAAAUUGUCUGGACACUGCUGGGUUUCGUUUUUAUCCAUCAUUCCUGCGGAUUUCUGCUGGCACUGCUAUCGUGCAAAAACCCUGUCAUCUUGUCUUCGGAACACUUUUUGCCGCCCAAAAACCGACUAUACUACUAA